Molecule: messenger RNA, 345 nt
Organism: Aspergillus oryzae RIB40
Lineage: Eukaryota; Fungi; Ascomycota; Eurotiomycetes; Eurotiales; Aspergillaceae
Product: DASH complex subunit DAD2
Exons: 3
Coding region: 1-345 (114 amino acids)
Biological process (GO): mitotic cell cycle; attachment of spindle microtubules to kinetochore
Cellular component (GO): mitotic spindle midzone; mitotic spindle pole body; DASH complex
Source: RefSeq, a predicted model, not a curated record
AUGUCGAGCUCAUCUUUUCGCCAGCCAAGUACUCAUCAUGCUGCGCCCCAGCAGCAAUUGUCGGCCCUGGCUGCCCGGAUUGCGUCGAAGAAGGCCGAGCUAGAUAAUCUGAAGCAACUCCGUGAGAUGAGUGGUGCGCUAGCGAUGCAAAUGCAAGUCUUAGAAGAGAAGAUAGGGACGCUUAAGGAUGGCACAGAAGCUGUUGCCUGCGUUCUUGCUAACUGGGACAAUGUUCUACGGUCGAUUAGCAUGGCCUCCAGUAAGCCGCCACCUUGUUCUCUACCUAUGCUAGCACUGCUGAGAUCUGUAUUAUUGGUUGCCAUUGCUGACCCCUUGGUUCCCUGA